This is a messenger RNA of Metarhizium brunneum ARSEF 3297, 927 nucleotides long. RefSeq lists its product as uncharacterized. Lineage: Eukaryota; Fungi; Ascomycota; Sordariomycetes; Hypocreales; Clavicipitaceae. The record is from RefSeq and is a predicted model, not a curated record.
AUGAACCCCGUAGCCCUCCGCUCGGUGUGCGCCCGAGCAAGGCCAGAGGUCCAGCGAACCGGGUACGCACUGAAAAACUACUUUCGCGACUUUUCCACAUCCCAAUCGCUCGCGGCAGACGAAGCCUCCCCGCCGACUCCCCCAUCACAGCCGUCGGUCCGCCAACGAACGAGAGACGCCACCAGCGAAAUCAGUUCCCUCGUGAAAAGGGGCCGCGGAGGAUCAAGGGGUAGCUCCAGAGGCGGCAGCCUUUCUGGCCAGCGACAGUCUGCUCAACCGCCGGCCGGAUCUGCCCCCAAGGUCAUUGACGUCAAGAGCCUGCCCAAGGGCCUGUCGCGAGGACGCGGCGGCUUCCGCGGGAGAGGAGGAGGAGGAAGGGGGGGGCAGGUCGGCGCCAUGCGGUUCGGGGCGGCAACGGCGUACGCGCCGCGCCUGACGAUGGGGUCGCUGGCGCCCUUUGCGCCGGCCACGCCCUCGAGCGCCGCGGGGAGGCGGGCCACCGUGCUGGGGAACCUGAGCGCGCUGGGGACGGCGGACCCCGUGGGCGUGCCGCAGGACCUGCAGGCCCGUAGCUACGCGGAGGACUUGGAGAGCGAGGGGCUGCGGUUCUUUGCCGACGCCAAGGCGAGGGAGGCUGCGGAGCGCUAUCUCCAGGAGAAGAGGGCCGAGGGCGAGGGCGAGGGCGAGGGCGAGAUUAUCCGCGAUGCGGGGGAGAGUGUGCGGAGCGUCGUCUUGGACAAGGCUGUGCGCGGCGAGCAUGAGAAGAUGGUGUUUAGGGAAGGGCCCGUGGGCGUCGCGAGGAAUUGGCAUUUGAGGGCCGAGACGUACACGGGCAAGGAUGUGGAGAGCUUUGAGAACAAGUUGAACUCGCUGGUGGGCAAGGGCGCUGGCAAGAAGGGGGAGAAGAAGGCCGCGACCACGGCGUGA